GGGAAUCCAGAAAGGAUACUAGGAAAGGGUGGCCAGAGUAGAAGGAAACCAGGUCAGGUUCUUGUCAGAGAAGCCUGCAGAAAAGAGCAUUUUAAGGAGGGGAGGUGUGCAUACUGUAAGACACUAGAGAGGUCAAGUAAGGACCUGAAGAAUGUCCAUUGGACUUAACAGGUUGUUCCUCUUUUUUGGCUAACGUGGUAGUGGAUUAGUCCCCUGCUACCAUCUCUCCCCCCUAGUUAACUAUGUUGCUUUCUUUGAACUUUCAUUUUCCUACAUUAUAUAAGGUUUUCAAAGCCACAUACUGAGUUUACGUUGAAGAUAGUCCAGCUUGCAAAACACAGUGUUGCUUGUCUUACCCUCCAUCAGGCUGAAAAACUACUUACAAGAUCCCUAAUUACAAAGUCGCAACUUUACAACAAUUAAAAUGUCAUGUAUAGUUUACCCAUAAGAAAGCUGAAGUAGUACUAGUAGUAAGACUAAGCCCCGAUCCUCCUAAAAAUUCUGCAUCCUCCUGAACUUUGACCCUCUUUGUCUUUUCUUGGGGCAUGUACGUGUGUAUUUUGGGAGGCCCAGAGAGAGAGGGAAAAAGGGAAAGCUGAAGAAGUCUCUGGCAAAUGCUAACAUUCAGGGUAGCAAGGGAAAAUACGGCUAAUGAUUUUACUAAAUCCAACAGCAACCUCAGGCAUAAUCAAGGAGAGUUACUGGGGAGCUGUGCCAGUGGGAGUGGAAGAGGGAGGCAUUGAAGGAUGACCCUAGCAGGAGUGAACUCCAGACAGGGAACAUGGGACUGCUGGUGGUGGUGGCAUCAGAAGCCAGGGAACAUUCUCGUGGUUCAAAAGCUAGGGGCAGCUAUCAUUCCAGUGUAUGGUACCGAUCGUUUCCAGUUGAAAUCUCCCUCACACAUAUUUUACAGCACUCGUCAUUCUUGAAAUUAUUUAAUACUUGUUUUCCCCAAAAGACUGUAAAUCUCAGAAAGGUACUACAUCUGCUUUGUUUAUCAUUGAAUCCUGGCAUAUAACACAGUGCCUAGCCCAUAAUAAGUGUUCAAUAAAUUACCUGUUGACUACUUGACUUAUACUUGUGACUAAUGGUAUGUAUGCAAUUUUAUUAUCUCAUUCCUACUUGAGUCAUUUCCUUCCUCUAGUACAGGGAACAUUUUUACUUUUCCCCUCCAGAUUUGGAGACCAGAAGGUCAAACCCAAAGGAGGUAUUUUCUGGAAAAGAAUCAUACCAGGGGAUAAAUAUGGAGAAAAGCACAGGGGCUGAUGUUCCUUCCAGUUUGAAGGAAGCCUGGGGAUAUGCAGAGAUCAAAGAGGAUGCUCAAGAUAGACUCGGGAAAGAAGCAACAGUUCUCUUCAAGAAAAGAACUUCUGCGGCCGAUAGUAACCCCAAAUGUAUUGAAUCUGGCAGACAUGUUAGUCUGAAGUCAGACUUUGUUAUACAAUCAAGACACCCCGAAGAAGAGAGACCUUAUACAUCUGAUGCUCAGGGAAAGAGCUUUAAACAGAAUUCAAAAUUAAUAAGACAUCAGAAAAAGAGCAUAAAUGAGAAAGCUCUUCAGGGUAAUGUAUGUAGUAAAAUACUCCGUGAUCAUUCAGUUUAUGUUCAACAUUGUACAGUUCAUAAAGGAGAAAAAAUUGUGGAACGUAAUCAGUAUGGGAAGACCUUUGGUCAUGGUAUACACCGCACGGAACAUCAGAAAAAUAAUACUGGAGAGAAGACUUAUGAAGAUAGGAAAGUCUACACCUGGAACUCACACCUUGCCAAGCAUCAUCAGAGCGUUCAUGGUGGGAAGGUACAUGAAAGAGCCUUAAUUCAGAAUGCACUAUUUAUUCCGCAUCAGAGAUCUGAACAUGGAGAGAAACCUUAUGAAUGUAGUGAAUGUGGAAAAACUUUUGGGAAUUACUCAGCCCUUACAGUACAUCAGAGAAUUCACACUGGAGAGAAACCCUAUGCAUGCAAGGAAUGUGGGAAAGCCUUUAAUCAUAACGUCUCUCUUAUUCAACACCAGAGAAUCCAUACUGGAGAGAAACCCCAUGAAUGUAGUGAAUGCGGGAAGGCUUUUAGUCAGAUAACGCACUUUAUUCAACAUCAGCGAAUUCACACCGGUGAGAAACCUUAUGAAUGUAACGAAUGCGGUAAAGCCUUCAGUCACAACUCAUCCCGUAUUGAACAUCAGUUUAUUCAUACUGGAGAGAAGCCCUACGAAUGCAGCGAAUGUGGGAAAGCCUUUAGUCACAACUCUUCCCUAAUGGUCCAUCAGUUUAUUCACACUGGAGAGAAACCCUAUGAUAGUAGCGAGUGUGGCAAGGUCUUUAGUCAGAGCUCACACCUCUAUCAACAUCAGAGAACUCACACUGGAGAGAAACCGUACGCCUGUAAGGACUGCGGGAAACCCUUCAGUGAUCGAUCAGCCCUUAUUCGACACCAGAGAACUCAUACUGGAGAAAAACCCUACAAGUGCAGAGAAUGCGGUAAAGCUUUCAGCCAGAGCUCGACGCUCAUAAAACACACAAAAACCCACACUGGAGAGAAACCGUAUGCCUGUAAAGACUGUGGGAAAGCCUUCAGCCAGAGUUCAUCCCUGACACAACAUCAGAAGAUUCACACUGGAGAAAAACCGUUUGAUUGUCACGAGUGUGGGAAAGCCUUCAGCAGGAGUGCCCAUCUUACUCAGCACAGAGGAUUCACACCGGAGAGAAACCCUGUGGGUGUAAUGAAUGUGGCAGAGCUUUCAGGUGUAGUUCAGCCCUCAUUAGGCAUCAGAGGCUUCACAGUGGAGAAUCACUCUGAAUGUCUGGUCAUUCAGACCCGUCACUUUGUUAAAUACCAAAGAAUCCUACCUUCAUGAGUUACUAUUAAUUGUGAUCCCCCCCCUUUUUUUUUUAGGCCUAAGAAUCCUUGCCUCCCAUUUUCUCCUGCAAAGAAUUAGCUUCCAGCAUACCACAAAUCCAUGUGAAAAAGUACUGAUCUGGAAGCUGGAAUAGCCCGAGAGCAACCAUCAGUCUUUCUGCAUGUGUAUUUUCAUCGUGCCUGAAGAUGACUGAUGUCACCAUGAAGUGAUUUUUUUUCCUAACCCCAGGAUUGGGCUAUUCCAACGUGCAAAGGAAUUCCGGUUCUUUAAACUUGAGCUCAUUGCCCCUCUUUGUACUGAUUGGAAUACCGCCCAUGUCCAAGUUAAAUAGACUCAUGGCUCACCACUGAAAGUGAUUUUGUUUCUCCAAAGAAUUGAGAGGCACAGCCAAUACAUUUACAUUUAUGUAUUACUUUAUUCCUCUCCAUGAAUGUUUCUACUCAAUUGGCCAGAGUUGAUUAUAUCAGAAGAUAUGCCAAUUCAUUCUAGUAGGAAGGUUGCUAUGAUACAGCAUCAUGGAGAACUGGGAAAUAUUCUAUUUCAUCUAGGUAAAAAAAAAAAAAAAAAAUCCAUUUCCCCAAAUAAACCCAGCCUUAGGUAUCCAUAGCAUUGCCUCAGUUUGUAAGGCAGACCUCAUUUAAAUCUCUUCUUUAGUAAAUGUAAGAAAGGAAAGCUACCUGGCUUUUCCCUUUAUCCUAGAAAUGCAACUCAAUAGGUAGGCAUUGAUAUUCCAUUCCUUUCCUUUUAUAAGCAUAAAGUAAGGCAGAAUUCAGUGUAUAAUUUGUUUUUUCUUUGUAUUUUAGUUCUUCCCAGAUCCUUUCCAGAGGAUUUCCAUGACAGUAAUAGCUAAUACUUGUAGUAAAGGUUUAUUCCAUGCUAGACACUGUUCAGGCACCUUUGUAUGCAUCAACUCAUUCAUUUCUUCCAACAAUGCCCUUAAAUAUCCCUAUUUUGUAGAGGAGGCCACUAGGACUCAGAAAGGCAAAGUCCCUGGCUGACCUGGAAACAGUGUGGGGCUGAGAUUUAAACUCGGGGAGUCCGGCUCAAGAGUCCUUGUUCUUAACCUUUUUACUCUACUGCCUCUCUGCACAUGUGUAUAUGUACGUGUGGCCGAGAUAAGGAUUGAGGAAGGCUACUGAGCGGGCCAGUCACCAGGGCGCAAUGGAACCACUUGUUAGGGAUGAUAGAAGCAUCAGGGACUGAUGGGAUUACGCAUGUCCGAACUUGGCUUUUCUCCCCACUGUACAAUCUGGGAGCCUUCAGGAGGACAAUAUGCCAAGAGUAGACACUUCUGUAUUGACUUAGAGCUCGGAGUUAGAGCACUCUUCACAUUAAGACACCAUCCAAAAGGAGCCUUGUUGGAUGGGGCAGCAUCGUCUGGGAUUUGUUCCUGUGUAGGCUCCAAAGGAAAGAUUUCCGGAUAAGAGAUGCCUCUUCUAAUAUAAUCCAGGUUACCGUGUCUACUUAGGCAACUGCUAUAAAUGUAAUAAGGUAUUAAAUAGCAUAUAGGAAUGUCAGAGUGGUUUUCCUUGGACAGAACAGCCCAACUAUACUUAC
Molecule: messenger RNA, 4411 nt
Organism: Lutra lutra (Eurasian river otter)
Lineage: Eukaryota; Metazoa; Chordata; Mammalia; Carnivora; Mustelidae
Product: zinc finger protein 883-like
Exons: 2
Coding region: 1244-2851 (535 amino acids)
Biological process (GO): regulation of cytokine production; negative regulation of transcription by RNA polymerase II; regulation of immune system process
Source: RefSeq, a predicted model, not a curated record